UUUUCCACUCUUAUAAUUAUCAACCUCUCACAUCUACAUGCUUUCAUUCAUUACCAAGCUUUCCUCACAUUCCACAAAACUAGCCACCUUUUCAGAGGCGCGUAUUCUCCACGCGCCACCGCAUUUCAAUCACUCAUCCCAAACUAUCUUACAUCAUCAACUGAAUAUCUCAAAAAAAAUCAAAAUUUCCACUUAGUCAGCUUUUUAAACUCAAAAAGCUCCAAACUUUCUAACACCCAAAAUCAUAUUCAGUAAAUUAAACUCCCCACUUUAUCUCUCUAGAACUUCUAGAGAGAGAAAGAUGUACACACUGAAACAAAUAACUUGUCUGAAACCAGGGAUCAACCUCCAACAUCUAGCACCAGAAAAAAGCUCAAGAAAUGGGAUAAACAAGAUGACCAAAAUACCCAUAUCAAAUAAGAAAAAGAAUACCGCUGGAUCAGUUAAAGCAAUUAUAAGUGGCGGGGAAGACAAGAGUAUUACAGUUGAGUCAGUGUUGUCUUCUUCAACUGAUGAUCAGCAGCCAGAAGGGGACAGAAGUGAGAUUCGUGUGACGGCUGUGAUUACUGUAAGGAAGAAAAUUAAGGAAAAGAUUAAUGAACAGAUUGAAGAUGGGUGGGAGUAUUUUGUGAAUGGGAUUGGUCAGGGAAUCUUGAUCCAGCUUGUUAGUGAAGAUCUUGAUCCUGUAACCAAUUCAGGAAAAAAUGUAGUCUCUUCUGUGAGAGGGUGGUUGCCAAAGCCAUCAAGCCAUGCUCAUAUUGUUGAAUAUGCAGCUGAUUUCACUGUUCCUUCAGACUUUGGCAAUCCUGGAGCUGUUCUUAUAACCAAUCUUCAUAACAAGGAGUUCUACUUGCUCGAGAUUGUCAUUCACGGUUUCGAUAAUAGUCCGUUCUUCUUUUCCGCGAAUACUUGGAUCCAUUCUCAGAAAGAUAAUCCUGAAAGCAGAAUUAUCUUCAGGAAUCAAGCGUAUCUACCGUCACAAACGCCUCCCGGGAUUAAAGAUCUACGGCGCAACGACAUGCUCAGUAUUCGCGGCAAUGGAAAAGGCCAGAGGAAGGCUCAUGAUAGAGUUUAUGACUAUGCUCCUUAUAAUGAUUUGGGAAAUCCUGACAAGGAUUCGGAUCUUGCUAGGCCGAUACUUGGUGGUAACAAGGAGUGGCCUUAUCCUAUGCGCUGUAGAACUGGCCGACCUCCGAGCAAAAAAGAUCCUCAUUGUGAGAGUAGAAUUGAGAAGCCACACCCAGUGUAUGUACCUCGAGAUGAAACUUUUGAGGAGAUCAAACAGAAUACGUUCGCUGCCGGAAGAUUGAAAGCUUUGCUUCAUAAUCUCAUUCCAACUAUUGCUGCUACAUUGUCAAGCUCAGAUAUUCCGUUCACUUGUAUCUCCGAUGUCGAUAAACUAUACAAUGACGGCCUUAUCCUUAAAACUGAAGAGCAUAAAACUAUUCAUCCAGUGUUGAGCAAUAUGAUGAAACAAGUUCUAACUGUUAGUGAAAGGUUACUCAAGUAUGAAAUCCCCGCUAUCAUAAAAAGGGAUAGAUUUGCUUGGUUGCGUGAUAACGAAUUUGCACGCCAGACUCUGGCCGGCGUUAAUCCGGUGAAUAUUGAGAUCUUAAAGGAAUUUCCUAUUAAGAGUAAACUAGACCCUGCUGUAUAUGGCCCUUCCGAAUCAGCACUUACAAAGGAUUUAAUAGAACAAGAACUCCACGGAAUGAGUGUAGAAAAGGCAAUUGAGGAGAAGAGGUUAUUUAUCCUAGAUUACCAUGACUUGCUUUUGCCAUUUAUCAACAAGAUGAACUGCUUACCGGGUAGAAAAGCUUAUGCCUCGAGGACGAUUCUCUACUAUAACAAGGCUGGUAUGCUGUUGCCAAUAGCUAUUGAGCUUUCACUUCCUCCGACAGCGUCUUCACCUUCCAACAAGCACAUUUACACUCAUGGGCAUGAUGCUACUGCACAUUGGAUAUGGAAACUAGCCAAAGCUCAUGUCUGCUCAAAUGAUGCUGGGGUUCAUCAACUCGUAAAUCACUGGUUACGAACUCAUGCUGUUAUGGAACCGUUUAUUAUUGCAACUCACAGACAACUCAGUGCAAUGCACCCAAUUUACAAGCUACUCCAUCCUCAUAUGCGUUAUACGCUAGAGAUAAAUGCACUUGCACGACAAAGUUUAAUCAAUGGAGGAGGUAUAAUUGAAGCUUGUUUCAGUCCUGGAAAAUAUGCAAUGGAGCUUAGCUCUGCAGCUUACAAGAGUAUGUGGCGGUUUGACAUGGAGGCAUUGCCUGCAGAUCUUAUUCGCAGGGGCAUGGCUGAUGAGGAUCCUUCAAUGCCUUGUGGUGUGCGACUUGUGAUUGAAGACUACCCUUACGCUUCAGACGGAUUACUUAUCUGGUCAGCCAUCAAAGAAUGGGUAGAAUCGUAUGUCAAUCACUUCUACACUGAGCCUAAUUCUAUCACUUCAGAUAUUGAGCUCCUGACGUGGUGGGACGAGAUUAAGAAUAAAGGUCACUAUGACAAACGAAACGAGCCGUGGUGGCCGAAACUGAAGACCAAAGAGGACUUAUCCGGCAUACUAACAACAAUGAUAUGGAUUGCAUCAGGUCUACAUGCAGCUGUAAAUUUUGGGCAGUAUCCCUUUGGAGGAUAUGUGCCUAAUCGUCCGACACUAGUGAGAAAACUCAUCCCAGAACAGAAUGAGCCUGAUUACGAGAAGUUUAUCAUAAACCCUAUGCAAACUUUCCUAUCAUCUUUGCCAACUAAACUUCAAGCCACCAAAGUGAUGGCUGUCCAAAACACUCUAUCGACUCAUGCCCCAGAUGAAGAGUACUUGGGUGAGAUGAACCAACUACAUGGUCAUUGGAUAAAUGAUCAUGAGAUACUGCAAUUGUUCAAUAGAUUCACAUCUCGAAUAGAGGAGAUAGAACGUACCAUAAGCAAAAGGAACAAGGACAUCCGUCUUAAAAACAGAAAUGGCGCAGGCACUCCCCCAUAUGAAUUGCUCCUUCCCUCUUCAGGUCCGGGGGUAACCGGACGUGGAAUCCCCAACAGCAUUUCCAUAUAAUGGGCGAAAUUCAUCUAGCGUCGGUUAUUCCUCUGAGACUACUGUUAAUAUAGUUAGUGAUAGUCAGUGAAUAUCGUGUACUUUGUCGAUGAUUCUACUUUCUCUAAUAUACGCAAUAAAGUGGUCAUAAGAUUUUUGAAUUGUAGCAUUUGUGGGGGUAUAUUGUAUCAGUCUUGUAGAAAUACAAAAAUGUAACAUCAAUCAAAGAAACAUUUCAUGCUCAA
This is a messenger RNA of Mercurialis annua (annual mercury), 3279 nucleotides long. RefSeq names its product lipoxygenase 6, chloroplastic. Lineage: Eukaryota; Viridiplantae; Streptophyta; Magnoliopsida; Malpighiales; Euphorbiaceae. Gene Ontology annotation, biological process: lipid oxidation. Bases 302 to 3055 code for a protein of 917 amino acids. Gene Ontology annotation, molecular function: protein binding; oxidoreductase activity, acting on single donors with incorporation of molecular oxygen, incorporation of two atoms of oxygen; metal ion binding. The record is from RefSeq and is a predicted model, not a curated record. The transcript is spliced from 9 exons.